This is a messenger RNA of Corylus avellana, 1138 nucleotides long. Its product is annotated as RNA-binding (RRM/RBD/RNP motifs) family protein. Gene Ontology annotation, biological process: mRNA export from nucleus. Lineage: Eukaryota; Viridiplantae; Streptophyta; Magnoliopsida; Fagales; Betulaceae. Gene Ontology annotation, cellular component: nucleus. The record is from RefSeq and is a predicted model, not a curated record. Gene Ontology annotation, molecular function: mRNA binding.
UCUCCUCGUCAAUCUUCUAAGUUCUAACCCUUUUCUUUCGCUCUCUCUCUCUCUCUCUCAUUUCCAAGAUCUCUCUCUCUCUGUAGCUCCUAGGGUUUUUUCUCUCUCUCUCUAGAAACAUGUCGACCGCUUUAGACAUGGCCCUGGACGAUAUUAUCAAGAGCAACAAGCAGUCCGGAUCCGGCGCUAGAGGCCGUAGCCGGGCGUCCGCUCCUGGUCCGGGACCAGCUCGCCGCAUCCCCAACCGCGCCGCCAACCGUACGGGGCCUUACGCCACAGCCAAGGCGCCAGAGUCGACGUGGCAGCACGAUAUGUUCAUGGAUGAGAAUUUGGGUCGAGCCUCUGCCAUAGAGACCGGGACCAAGCUCUACAUAUCCAAUCUCGAUUACGGUGUUUCCAACGAGGACAUUAAGGAACUGUUUGCUGAAGUUGGUGACCUCAAGCGUUAUUCAAUCCAUUAUGACAGGAGCGGGAGAUCGAAGGGAACGGCCGAAGUAGUAUUCUCCAGACGAGCAGAUGGUGUGGCAGCUGUUAAGAGAUACAACAACGUUCAGCUUGACGGGAAACCAAUGAAGAUAGAGAUUGUGGGAACAAACAUUGCAACACCUGCUGUGCCUCCAGCAGCUAAUGGCACUUUUGGAAAUUCAAACGGGAUUCCCCGAGGUGGACAAGGUAGGGGUGGUGCUCCAGGACGGCCACGUGGUAGCAGUGGUAGCAGUGGUGGCCGAGGCAUUGGAAGGGGUCGUGGACGUGGACGGGGAAGAGGCCGUGGUGAAAAGUUAUCUCAGGAAGAUCUUGAUGCCGACCUGGAAAAGUAUCAUGAGGAAGCAAAGCAGAAAGAUUAAAGGCAUUAUCAUGUUUUAUUGUUUGGCUAUUACAAUCUCCCGUGGCCUUCUGCUGUGUGGUGAUGCAACAAUCUCAUAUAUUUUGUGUAUCUCUACCAAAAUCCUACUUAAGAGAAAAGAGGAAAAAACUACCCGUAGAGUGAACUGUUAGAAUCUUUGUUAUAAGGCGUUUGGCCUGUUAAUGUCGAUUGUUCCUUUGACUUGGUAUACGUUAUGUGGGUUGAUGGACAGCUGUCACUAUGUAAUCUGAACCCGUGCUUUUGGCUUUUUAGCUUCCUAAGUUCUUUUUGUUA